AUGCCCAACUUAAGUAACCCCAUCGCCUUAACAUAUAAAGUACUCUUUGAAUCGACAGGAAAAGAUCUCAAAAGAAUUAAAUUCAACUAUGACCAUGCUAAUGAUUUGGAUGAAGACCUUAAUUACAGCUUCGAUUUAGAUCCAGAAGAUGAAGAAGUAGCUGUAGAGGAUACUGGUACAGAGAAAGAUAAAGAUUCACAAGAAGAUGAAUCAGAGGAAAAACGUCAUGAUGAUGAUAAAAAGAAAAAAGCUGGUGAACCUUCAGAACUUGAAGGUAUUUCCUUGUCUAAAAGACAAAAGAGGUUAUAA
Molecule: messenger RNA, 309 nt
Organism: Zygosaccharomyces rouxii
Lineage: Eukaryota; Fungi; Ascomycota; Saccharomycetes; Saccharomycetales; Saccharomycetaceae
Exons: 1
Coding region: 1-309 (102 amino acids)
Source: RefSeq, a predicted model, not a curated record